GGGUAGCCCCAGAGUCCUAGUUCUGACAUGUGUGCAACUCUUCCACAGAUCUACUGCUCUCACUGUUGAGAUGUCCUGCCAGCAGAACCAGCAGCAGUGCCAGCCCCCUCCCAAGUGCACCCCCAAGUGCCCUCCCAAGUGCCAGACACCAAAGUGCCCUCCAAAAUGCCCCCCUAAAUGUCCUCCCAAGUGCCCCCCUGUGUCUUCCUGCUGUAGCCUGGGUUCUGGGGGCUGCUGUGGCUCCAGCUCUGGGGGCUGCUGUGGCUCCAGCUCUGGUGGCUGCUGCAGCUCUGGGGGUGGAGGCUGCUGCCUGAGCCACCACAGACCCCGCAGAUCUUUCCAUCGCCAUCGCCACAGCUCUGGAUGCUGUAGCAGUGGUGGCAGCAGUGGCUGCUGUGGCAGCAGUGGAGGCUGCUGUGGCAGCAGUGGUGGUUGCUGUGGCAGCAGCUGUGGUGGUAGCCAGCAGUCUGGGGACUGCUGCUGAUCUGGGCCCUUGGACUUCAGACAAGCUGUGGAGACAGAAGUCAAAUACAGACAGAAGCCCUGACUCCACUCCUCUUUUCUGUUGUGCUCUAUAUUCUGGACUCUUGGUCAUCCUAUGCAAAGUUGUGACUUUCUCCUAAAAUGAACAGACUGCAAUAAUAAAAAUCUCCCCUUUCAAA
Molecule: messenger RNA, 662 nt
Organism: Rattus norvegicus (Norway rat)
Lineage: Eukaryota; Metazoa; Chordata; Mammalia; Rodentia; Muridae
Source: RefSeq, a predicted model, not a curated record